Molecule: messenger RNA, 2333 nt
Organism: Salvia splendens (bonfire salvia)
Lineage: Eukaryota; Viridiplantae; Streptophyta; Magnoliopsida; Lamiales; Lamiaceae
Product: protein OCTOPUS
Exons: 1
Coding region: 275-2155 (626 amino acids)
Cellular component (GO): plasma membrane
Source: RefSeq, a predicted model, not a curated record
UGUAUUGUGUAACAAAGAAAAAAAGCAAAAGAAAAAGUAAUGCAGAGAAUUGACUACUACUCCAUCUAGGUUUCUCUCUCCUCUUUCUUUUAAUUCCAAUCUCCCUCUUCACAGCUCACACAAUCACACUCACAUUCUAGUUCUCUCCGUUGAGUAUAACACUUCCCACUCCCAAACACACAGUGAAUUAUCACACACAUUGUGCAAAUGCAAUGUUGGCGGCGUAGGUUACUAACAUGAGCGGAGGGUGCACAGCAUUAACCACUUCCUCCAUAUGAAUACCACUUCUGCAGACCCAACUGCGCCUCCACCUCCGCCGCCGCCGCAGCAGCAACCGCCACGGUCAUCCUUCAGCUGCGAUCGCCACCCCGUCGAGCAAUUCACUGGAUUCUGCCCAUCCUGCCUCUGCGAGCGCCUCACCACCCUCGACAGCUCCUCCUCCAACACCCCUUCCUCCUCUCGCCGCCCCUCUUCCGCCGCCGCCGCCGCAAUCAAAUCCCUCUUCUCAUCCACUUCCAAGCCCAAGCCCUUAAAACCCGCCACCUUCCUCCCCGAACUCCGCCGCUCCAAAUCAUUCUCCUCAUCCAAGAAUGAAGCUUUAGGGCUAUCAAUCGAGCCCCAGAGAAAAUCCUGCGACGUUAGAGCCAGAAGCUCUCUUUCCACGCUCUUCUCGCUCCACGAACCCACCAACAACCCAAUUCCUUCUUUUUCAUCCAAUCAAAGCCAUCAAUUUACCAAAAAAAUCGAAUCUUGCGUAGUCGGAGAGGUCGAAAAUGGGGAAAGUUUCAGAGAUCCUCGAAAUGUAGAGGAGGGAAGAAGUAUCGCAUUCGUGGACGACGAAGGAGAUGAAAUUAGGCCUGUUCAAGAUUCCCAUUUGGAGGGUUUGAGAAAAUCGGUGGAGUUAAGCUUAACCAGCGGCGAAAUCGUGGAGGAAGUGUUUAGUUUGAGUACGAUGAAGGAUCACAUAAAUCUCAAUUCUCAGGAAAAGAAGAGCUCAGGAGGGAAAAUCUGGGCCGCUGCUUCUGUUUUCAGCAAGAAAUGGAAUAACUGGAGAAGGAAACACAAGGUCAAGAAACAGAGCAAUGGCGAAAACUUUGCUACAUUGCCUGUCGAAAAGCCGAUUUCGAGGCAGUUUAGGGAGACUCAGUCUGAGGUUGCUGAUUAUGGAUUCGGGAGGAGAUCUUGCGACACCGAUCCUAGAUUCUCUCUUGAUGCCGGGAGGAUGAGCUUUGACGAUGCACGAUACUCGUUUGAGGAGCCUCGUGCAUCUUGGGAUGGCCAUCUCAUCGGGAGGAGUUUCCCGAGAAUGGCGCCUAUGGUCUCUGUGAUGGAGGAUGCACGCCCUGAUAUGCAGAUUCCGGUGGAGGAGCUGACUAAGAAGUGUGGUGGUGGUGAUGAUGAAGGUGUGCCCGGGGGGUCAUCGCAGACGAGGGAGUACUAUCUAGAUUCUUCCUCCUCGAGGGGGAGGAAGAGUAUUGAUCGGUCUAGUUCGAUUAGGAAGGGUGUUGUUGCUGAGAUUGAUGAGCAUAAAAUGGCUUAUAAUGCCAAGGUUUCACCUGCCACUGCUGAUUCCUUCCAUGUGGCGAAGGUGUUGGUGGAUUCGAACUCAAACUCAAACUUGAUGAGAGAUGAUCUGUCGGAGACGUUUGAGCUGAGCAGUGGAUUGAGGGAUAUCAACUCUGUGGUUGGGGCGAAGGAGACGACGAACAAGUCUAGGAGGUGGAGUUGGAGGAUAUGGAGGUUUAUGCAGGGACGGAGCGGUGGGAACAAGGACGGGGAUGAGGAGGAGGAUGCCAAGUACACUAGGGUUAACGGGGUGGAGAGGUCGCUCUCUGAGUCUUGGCAGGAGACGAGGGGAGGCGGAUUCAACGGGAAUAUGUAUAGAAGCAAUAGUAGUGUGAGCUGGAGAAACGGUGGAGCUCCUCCAUUUGCUAGUGGGAGGAAAUCGAGCGUGGAGAUGUAUGGGAACGGGAAGAAGAGGAAGGAGUUGGUGUUGGAGAAGAAUCGGAGUGGGAGAUAUUCGCCCCAAAACGCUGACAACGGGCUCCUCCGGUUUUACUUGACGCCUAUGAGGGGCAGCCGGAGAGGGGGGACGGGAAAGAUCAAGCCGGCAAACUCACAGCCGAUUGCAAGAAGUGUGCUGCGCCUCUACUGAGAUGCUUUUCUUUCAUUCUUCAAGGCAAUUUGCAAUUUGUUGUGUGAUGAUCACAUAAGCCAACCCUACAUGAGUUGUUUCAAUAAUGACUACUCUUGUUUGCCAUUGUGGAAACAGAUCUUGCCUACAUAUAAUUGUCAUUUGAGAUCAUAUAUAUGGAUACUAAUUUAGUUCCUAA